AUUACUCCCUUUAGGAAGUUACAUUCUAGUUUAUAUCGCUUUAAAUUCACUCCAUAAACCAUUAUUGAUUAUACCUAUUUAACCGUUAACAGUUCUAAUAUUAUGAGUUGAGCAUAAAUUAUACAAAUGGCAAAUCAUAAUCAUUUGUAAUUUUUAUCCAUGGAUACACCAAAAAAAUAAAGAAGCAAUUUUAAUAAUAUAAUAUUAAAUACUGGACAUUUUUUCUUCUACUUAUCUUUUUCUUUACACAUAUUUAUAUAUAAUGUCUUUAGGAGCUACGAUUUUGUUGAAUAAUGGUGUUAUUAUGCCUGCUUUUGGUUUAGGAACUUGGCAAUCUAAACCAACUGAAGUUUAUAAUGCAGUUUUGAUUGCACUUGAAGCAGGAUAUAGACACAUAGACACGGCUUAUGUUUAUCGUAACGAAAAAGAAGUUGGACAAGCAAUUAAAGAUAGUGGAAUACCUCGUGAGCAAAUAUUCAUAACCACUAAACUUUGGAAUACAAGUCAUCAACCAGAUCUUGUUGAAAAGGCACUUGAUGCGUCUCUUGCUAAUCUUCAAUUAGAUUAUGUUGAUUUGUAUCUUAUGCAUUGGUAUGUUCUAUGUUUCAUUUAUAGAAAAAGGCCAGUUGCUUUCAAACCUUCCAAAUAUAAUAUACCAAAGGAUGAGAAUGGAAAUAUUGCAAUUGAUCAUUCUGUUGAUUUUAUUGACACCUAUGCCGCUAUGGAAAACCUACUCGAGUCAGGUAAGACACGUGCUAUUGGUGUCAGUAAUUUUAAUAUCAAUCAUCUUGAACGUCUUUUAAAGAAUUGUAAAGUAAUUCCUGCAGUCAAUCAAGUAGAAGUACACCCUUACUUACCGCAACCUGAGCUAAUUAAAUACUGUCAAUCAAAUACGAUUCAUGUCACUGCUUAUUCUCCCCUUGGCAGUACAGAUUCUCCUAUAAUGCAAGAACCUAUCGUGCUUGAUAUUGCAAAGAAACAUAAUAACUCUACUGCUGCCCAAGUACUCUUAUCUUGGGGAUUGCAACGUGGCCUAAGUAUCAUUCCAAAAUCAGUAACCCCAUCCCGUAUCAUUUCUAAUUUCCAAGUUUUUAAACUUGAAGAAAAAGACGAAUUUAAAGCUUUAGAACAAUUAGCAACAAAAGAACCAAAACGUCUCAUUGAUCCUUCUCCAUUUUGGGGUGUCGAUAUUUAUAACACUAAUAAAUCUAAACUAUAAUAAAAUCUUUUUUUUUUCUUUUCUUUUC
This is a messenger RNA of Cokeromyces recurvatus, 1247 nucleotides long. RefSeq names its product NADP-dependent oxidoreductase domain-containing protein. Gene Ontology annotation, molecular function: aldose reductase (NADPH) activity. Lineage: Eukaryota; Fungi; Mucoromycota; Mucoromycetes; Mucorales; Mucoraceae. Gene Ontology annotation, cellular component: cytosol. The transcript has 11 exons. The coding region runs from base 263 to 1219 and encodes 318 amino acids. The record is from RefSeq and is a predicted model, not a curated record.